Molecule: messenger RNA, 2847 nt
Organism: Diabrotica virgifera virgifera (western corn rootworm)
Lineage: Eukaryota; Metazoa; Arthropoda; Insecta; Coleoptera; Chrysomelidae
Exons: 3
Coding region: 1-2847 (948 amino acids)
Source: RefSeq, a predicted model, not a curated record
AUGGAUAAAUCGAGAAAAUUGAAAUUCCAGCGGCAUACAGCGCUCAAUGACAUUCAGUCCAUUUUUGAUUUGGGUAAUAGAGCAGUGUCGGACUUGAGUUUAAGAUCGUUGUUUAAAAUUAGAGUUAGUGAAAUAGAUUUGAUCAAGGACGAAUUUUUAAAGCAGCAUACAAGCAUUAUUAAUAAUGUUUUGUCGGUACCGGAUUCAGAUACGGGGGACGAAGAAAAGGUUCGAGAAUUAUUCUUGGACUUAUUCUACAAAAUAAAAGUUUUUGACGCGGAAUUCUUUGGGUCACCAUCUGAAAGUCCAGGUCCAGCGUCUUGUGCUUCCGGCGGAGCUCAUCCUUCGCACAUUCGCUUACCUUGUAUUGAUCUUCCUCAUUUUCAAGGAAAUUUUAUUAAUUUUGCAUCCUUUAUAGACCUUUAUAAUUCGAUAGUGCAUAACAAUGCAGCCCUAGGAAACGUAGAAAAAUUCAAAUAUUUGAAAGGUUGUUUAGACGGGACUCCGCUUAGCUUAAUUCGCAAUUUGCCCAUAACUAACGAUAAUUACCAAGUGGCUUAUGAUUUAAUUGUUAAACGGUACACAAAUGUUCGUCGUUGUGCGACCGCCCAUUGGGAUGCGAUAAUGGGCGUUCAAAAAAUCUCUGCGGUUAACUCGAAAAAUCUAGCUAAAUUAGUAGACACCUUUUUAGAAAAUUUAGCCGCAUUGAAAACUUUAGGCCUUCCCACUGAGCAUUGGGAUUUCAUUAUGUUCAAUUUGCUUUUGUCCAAAUUAGAUGUUGACUCCAUUAAGCUAUUCGAGUUGGAAAAUAAGUCUAAUGAAAUUCCUUCAUUUAAAAAAUUAGUAGCGUUCAUCGAAACCCAAUACAUCGCGUAUGAUAAUUUAGACAGUAGUAUAGGUGAGGGAAAGAAGUCGCGGGCCACAAAUAACACGGAGCCAAAGGCCAACUCCAAGCACCAGACUGGUGAUUCAAGGCACAAUCGUAGUAGCUCGUCGUUCAUAACAAAUUCGUCUUCAGUAUGUUGCGCUCUAUGCAAACAAAGCCAUUAUCUCAACCAGUGUUCGUUGUUCUUGAAAAAAUCGCCAAAAGAGAGAUAUCAGUUUUGUAAAGAGUCUUCUUCCUGUUUUAAGUGUCUUAAUCAGGCUAACCAUUCAGUCAAGUCGUGUCCUAAAUCCUUCAAAUGUAGCAAAUGUAGUAGUCAUCUCCAUAAUAGUUUAUUACACUUCGAGAGAAACCGUUCCAAUAGUCAGUCGUCCUCAGAAAAUAAUAGUCCAGGGACAUCGGGAAUCGAAUCGUCUCCUGAAGUAUCCCAUUGUGCUGCUAGUUUUGUAGGAAAGAAAAAUGAAACCAAAAAGGAAAUCUUGCUCGGUACUGUUUUGGUUCAUGCAAUUGACAGUAAAGGUUGCAAACAACCCUUGAGAUGUCUUAUUGAUUCGGGUUCGAUGAGUUCGUUCAUUAGUCGAAAGGCUGCCAAUCGAUUGGGAUGGCCUAAAACUCCUUGCUCGUUCGAAGUUAACGGACUCAAUUCGAUGCAAACGAAACUGAAUCAGGGGCAAAUAAGUUUCUCUAUCCAACCUCGUCAUCAGGAGUCACCGGUGUUUCAUUUGGAGGCUAUUAUUACAGAUAGGGUUUGCUCGGAUUUGCCCAGCACCCAAAUAGAUAUUUCUGCUUGGAAUUAUAUUAAAAAUUUGAAGUUAGCUGAUCCCAAAUUUAAUUGUAGUCAAUCUGUCGAUUUGUUAAUUGGUUGUAGUAUAUUUUCGAAGGUGUUGUUAGAGGGUAAAAUUGAAGGUAAACCGGGACAACCUGAUGCCCUAAAUACCGUUUUUGGAUAUAUUUUGUUGGGCCCAACUAGCACACCUAACCUUUCGUCAACUUGUUCUUCUUCUUCGUCGCUUGUUUGUCUUUCAAAUGUGGAAGACUCGUUAGAUUCUUCGUUAAGGAAAUUUUGGGAACUGGAGAAUAUACCGGAAGAGCCAGUUUCAGAACCGGAAGACGUUCUGUGCGAAACCAUUUAUCGGGAAACACAUAGUCGGGACGUCUCGGGAAAAUAUGUUGUGUCUUUGCCUUUUCGUGAAUCGCCGCCUUGUUUAAAAGAUAGCUAUGAUGUUGCUUUGAACAGAUUUAUUUCGUUGGAACGUCGCUUGUUUCGUCAGCCGGGUUUGCAAAAGGAAUAUUCGUCCCAUAUGCAGGAGUAUAUUGAUUUAGGUCAUAUGCAAUUGGUUCCUGAGGGCGAAAAGACAAAGGGAAAGUAUUAUAUCCCACAUCAUUGCGUUGUUAAGUCGGAAAGUGUCUCUACUAAAAUUCGAGUGGUAUAUAAUGCGUCUCAGAAAAGUCCCAGGCUUGAGGUUCCUCCAUCAUUGCGGGAAAAUUCCCCUUCGGAAGAGGUAAAGAAAAGUUUAGUGUUUGUUUCCACUCGUGAGGAACAUUUUUUGUCUUGUUUGUUAGAAAACCAAUCGUCUUUUACCUCUAUCCAAAGAAUUUUGGCCUUUAUGUUGCGAUUCGCGCACAACUCUCGUUUGAAAAGGUCAAGACGUGUAGGACCCUUGAGUUCAGUAGAAUUGGAAAGCUCGUUAAUUAUUCUUGUUAGGUUUACACAGGAACAGUAUUUUGAAGACCAGCUUCAGUCGAACUCGUUUCCAAAACCAUUUCGCAAAUUAGGAGUAUUUUUAGAUGAUGAUACUCAGUGUUUAAGAGUAGGUGGUCGUCUAUCGCAGUCUUCCUUGUCAAUGUGCAUUUCCGAAAAUUCUUUCGAAGUAAACGUUGGAAAGCAGCAGGGACGACAAGAAUUAUCCCUACAGUACUCCUCUUUUAAUAUUAAGAGCCUGCAAUUCCAAACAGUCUACUAA